Dreissena polymorpha is the source of this 2272-nucleotide messenger RNA. Its product is annotated as F-box only protein 36-like. The record is from RefSeq and is a predicted model, not a curated record. Gene Ontology annotation, molecular function: protein binding. NCBI's taxonomy places the organism in Eukaryota, Metazoa, Mollusca, Bivalvia, Myida, Dreissenidae. Bases 53 to 628 code for a protein of 191 amino acids. The transcript has 6 exons.
UAUAAAUCGCGGAAACAUUCGAACGUUGGGAUGGUGAUCAGAAAGCUUCAAAAUGGCGUCUCUUAAAGCUUGGUUGGAUCAUCACGGUGCAUUAGUUGAUUAUUCUGAUACAGCUCAGGCUCCUUGCAAAGACUUUUACCACAUCUAUGUAACACCAAAAGAGAUCAUAUUUCGUUGGUGGAAGAUCGUGCCUCCCACUCGUGCCGACUCCAAUACGCCUCCGUCAGAGUUGAGAAACAGCUAUGAUGACUUCCUGCAUGAUGAAAGAUGCCACAGUGAAAUCCAGAGACUGGCCGGUGACCCAACGCUCCAGUACCUGAUCCGACUUGCCGAGGGUCACAUCGACUACCUGUCCAGAAUGCCCGACAACGUGCUGGAGACAAUCAUCUGUGACUUGGAAUUGGAAGACCUUGUGAAACUUGCCGCAACUUGUAAAAGGUUUAAAAAACUCUGCAACAGUAACACAGUGUGGGAGAAGAUCUUCCGCCGGGAGGUGGAGACCCCUGUCACGCCUGAGCUGGAGGCCCUAGCUGAGAAAGAGGGCUGGAAACGACUGUUCUACACCAACAAGCUCCAGCUACAGGUCCAGCUAAGGAGACAACUGCGUCUGAGUCAUCACAAACAGUAAACUUGAUGCAGCUUCGCCGCCAGAAGAGGCACGGGGAUCAUGCAUUUGUCACUGAUCAAGGGGACGAGAGCAUGGAGGCACUAUAAGAACCCAAAGAAACAUCAUAGAACCCAAAACAUGACAAGCAAAAUGCAAAAAAUUAUCCCAAAGAGUUGGGAAUCUUUCUGAAAGAGACCUUAAUUGGAGAUUCAUUAUAUUGUAUUAUUUUCUGUGAUAUUUUUUUUAUUAUACUUGUGUUACAGUUUGUUUAAGUGCCUUUACAUUAUAAUUAUAGAUUUUCUUAUUUUUUUAAUAAAUAAUUAAAUGUAUACACAUAUAGCUUUAACAUUCCGUUGUACUUGUGUUGUCACUGUUGUGGCUAUAAUAUUAAUCUAGUAUAUUAAUCUUAGAUGUUGCUAGAUAGUUUAUUUUAUUGUUUUGAUCAAUCAAUAUUUUUUUCAAAAAUAAUCAUUCAUAGACAAUAGUCAUGUUUUCAGAUAAAUUUAUCAGGAGACUCCAUAGAUGAGAUUUCUAUUACUCAAAUACACCUUGCUCAAAAUAAAUAACAACUUGUAAAAAAUCUGGUCUACAAGACUAGUAAUAGUGACUUAUAUUUUGUUUACGGUUGUAGGAAAUGUUAACCUGGAGUUCUAAAUUAAAAUUAUACAAUUUUUUGUUGGGGGGGGGCAAGGGGGGUGGAGUGGGUAAUUUGGGUUUAACAAAAAAGUUGUCAAUCUGUUCACAGGCUCAAGAAACUGAAUGGUCUUAACUUUCACUAUGAUUAGAAGGAUCAAAAUCUGUCCAUGACACAGUUUUCAGUCUCAUAUAGUCGACACAAAAUAUGUUGAUAUAUUUUUUUUUGUAGUUGUUCAUGUUGUUUAUGUUAUUUCAAUCCAUCAAUUUCAUUUGUCAAUCUUUUGAAGUUGACAAUCUUGUAUGUUUGCAAUUUGUUUAUUCAAUUUGGUGCCAUAUAUGCUAUUAGUAUAAUGAAAUAUUAAUUUUAAAUAUGCAUUUACAGUGCUGAUAAUUUUUCAUAAGUUUCAAACCUAAAGUCUAGAUGCACAUAUCCAUUGAAAGCUAGUGAAUAUUUUACAUGAAAACUAAAAUUUGUUAAGAGGUGUUUUUGUAUAUCUAGUAGAGUAAUACAUGAAGUCAUUAGAAUAAACAUAUGUAGACUACAUAUGUUUAUUCUAAUGACUUAAUGUAUUACUUGCAACUUUUCCAAAUAUACCAGACUAUAGAAAGUUUCAUAUAAAAUAUGCUUUAAAUACAAGACAAAAGAAAACAGUACAAAUUUAUCUUUGAAAAAGAAAACAUACACACACACACACACUUAAAGCUAUGUUUUUAUUAGCAUUCCGUCCAUAUUUGCACGAGUUUAUUUACAAUGCUCAAAUGCUUCCAUAUACAUGCAAUUAGCUAUCAAAGAAGAUAAAUUACCUAUGAAGUAGAAAUUACCAGAACUCUUUAUAGGGAUCAGAUAGUUUUAUUUUGAACACAUGAAAUGAUUUAGUCUAAAUGUUGAAAUCAUAAUACCAGAAUGCUUUUUAUUAAAAUGUCAUACAUACCAGAACAUGCAUAUAGCAUUUCAAUAUGAAUAAAAACAAGUGAUAAUUAUGUACUUGUCAGAUUAUGAGAGUUAUACAUUUAAUACUACCCUGCAUA